Messenger RNA from Seriola aureovittata, 11465 nucleotides. RefSeq names its product fragile X messenger ribonucleoprotein 1 (gene fmr1). Gene Ontology annotation, molecular function: translation regulator activity; protein homodimerization activity; mRNA 3'-UTR binding. Bases 391 to 2214 code for a protein of 607 amino acids. Gene Ontology annotation, biological process: regulation of mRNA stability; positive regulation of translation; negative regulation of translation. The record is from RefSeq and is a predicted model, not a curated record. Gene Ontology annotation, cellular component: dendritic filopodium; nucleus; neuronal cell body. The transcript has 15 exons. NCBI's taxonomy places the organism in Eukaryota, Metazoa, Chordata, Actinopteri, Carangiformes, Carangidae.
AGGAAGAACGUGGAGACGUCACAUGGAGAGAUGCGACCAGCAGUAGCUGCUUCACCACUAAUCACACAACAUUAACAUAACUAGCAACUACCAGCUAACCUGGCUAGCUACAUGGGUCGCCUUUGAUUUAUUAUAUUUUCGGAAUUUCAAACCUGAAGGAAACAAAAACAGGAUUCAUAGACUGUACAAAACGGGACACAACAUUACGGUCACAGACAGUUAUCGUGGCCUCUUCUUGCAUCCAGCUGGCAGGCUAUUUUGGCUAGCUUGCGAAGCCAACGAUAGCAAACUGUGCCUUGGCUAGCGUCAGGCUAGCCAGCUAGCUAGCUAGCUAGCUACUAACGUCGCUAACGGUGGUUAGCUAGCUAGCGAGCUGUAGUAACUUGCGUCAUGGAUGAACUAGUCGUGGAAGUGAGGGGAACAAGUGGGGCCUUUUAUAAGGCCUUUGUGAAGGAUGUUCACGAAGGAUCAGUCACUGUAGCGUUUGAAAACAACUGGCAGCCAGAGCGUCAGAUCCCAUUUCAGGAUGUGCGAUUUCCUCCUCCAACAGGGUUCUGCAAGGAGAUCAAUGAGAGUGAUGAGGUCGAGGUAUAUUCCAGGGCUAAUGACAAGGAGCCAUGUGGAUGGUGGUUGGCCAAGGUUCGCAUGGUCAAAGGAGAGUUCUAUGUAAUAGAGUACGCUGCAUGCGAUGCUACAUUAAAUGAGAUAGUGACACUGGAGAGGUUACGGCCAGUCAACCCAAAUAAACCAGCCACAAAAACCACCUUCAUCAAGAUCAGACUGGAUGUACCCGAGGAUCUACGGCAGAUGUGUUCCAAGGAAUCGGCACACAAAGACUUUAAGAAGGCAGUGGGAGCGUUCAGUGUCAUCUAUGACUCAGAGAAAAAGCAGCUUGUCAUACUGUCAGUGAAUGAGGUCACAACGAAGCGGGCCAACAUGAUGAGUGACAUGCACUUCAGGAGCCUCCGCACCAAACUGUCUCUCAUGCUGAGGAACGAAGAGGCCAGCAGACAACUGGAGAGUUCCAGACAACUGGCAUCACGGUUUCAUGAACAGUUUGCAGUCCGGGAUGAUUUAAUGGGUCUUGCCAUUGGGACUCAUGGGGCCAACAUCCAGCAAGCUCGUAAAGUCCCUGGAGUCACUAAUAUAGACCUGGAUGAAGAAACGUGCACUUUUCACAUAUAUGGAGAGGACCAGGAUGCUGUUCGCGUGGCCAGGAGCUUCCUGGAGUUCUCUGAAGAUGUCAUCAAAGUUCCCCGGAACUUAGUAGGGAAGGUGAUUGGCAAGAACGGUAAACUGAUCCAGGAAGUUGUUGAUAAGUCUGGUGUGGUGCGGGUUCGUAUUGAGCCUGAAAACGACAAAAAGCCCUCAGCAGCUGCAGCAGCAGCAGCAGACGAGGGCAUGGUGCCAUUUGUAUUUGUGGGGACCAAGGAAAGCAUCUCCAAUGCUACAGUACUGCUGGACUACCAUCUCAACUACCUUAAGGAGGUGGAUCAGCUACGUCUGGAGCGUCUUCAGAUUGACGAGCAGCUGAGACAGAUAGGAGGAGGAGGCGGAGGAGGAGGAACAGGACCUCGAAACCCUAAAGACAAAACCUACGUGUUCGAUAAUGGCAUGGGGCUGGGUAUGGGCAGAGGAGCAGGAGGAGGUGGAGGAGGAGGAAAGCCGUACACAGGAGGAGGAGGAAGAGGUGGACGAGGGCGAAGAGGAGGAGGUGCAGCUUUCGCCUCAGGCACCAACUCAGAGGCAUCCAACGCUUCAGAGACUGAGUCAGACCACAGAGACGAACUCAGCGAUUGGUCGCUGGCCCCCACCGAGGAGCUGAUGACAGGAGGCGGAACCCUGCCCAGACGAACAGAUGGGAGGAAGAGAGCAGGCGGCGGAGGACCGAGGGGACGAGGCGGGAGAGGAAGAGGAGGAGGAGGGUAUAAGGGUGACGACAUGCAGUGGAGCGAGCCAAGACCUCGUCAUGUCAGAGACCCCAAAACAAGAGGGCAGGAAGACACCCUACAGAUCCGUGUGGACGGUAACAACGAGCGUAGCGUGCAGCACUCAUCAGGGGGGCGAGGAGGAGGAGGGCCUUCCUCCUCGCAGGGUGGUGUCGGUGCCAGUGGCGAGGGCCCGUCCCGUCAUCAUCAUCAGAGACCCAUCAGAGACCGAGGGAUGAAGAAGGACAAACAGGACGCUCCUCCUCUGGUGAACGGAGUGUCGUAGAUACACCACUGGAGGACCUUCUCACUUAGACACACACACAGGCAACUGGUCAUAAACCAUUGCAGAGUCUCAGUCUCUCUCACUUUUUCUUUCUCUAUCUUUGUCAAACACAUGAAUACACAUAUUUCUUCAGCAUGGAAGGUUCCCGUAGUGAAGUCGUAGACCAGAGGCCAUUUGGCGUCUUCUGCUCUGCUCUGUUGAGGUCUGGUCUGGUCUUUGAGUGUCCUGGUCUGGUCUCUUCUUGACUGGUAUGGUAACUUGGGUUCUUCUGUGGAGUGACAAAUAAAAUAAUCCAUACUUUUUUGGACAAAAGGAAAAGAAGAAGAGGGAUUUGACUAAAGCUCAUCUCUCACAGAGGCAUUAACCCCAAACAUACUCCCUCCACAUCAACAGCAAAUAUUUGGGGUUUUUUUUUUUUUUAAUCAGCCAAAUUGGAUGAUUAAAUUUUUUGCCACUGCCCUGAAAUUGCUCAUGUGAGAAAAAAGUCAAAGAAGAAAUGAGGAAUUACCACCUGCCACUUCAGACGGCAGAAUGAAAUGUGUGUUUCUUCCCUUAACAUCUUAGAUUAAUUUUACUGAAAAAUGGGGAAUUGUAGAGAUGAUUUAUCAGCACACAAUUUUAAGAGGUGGCAUCUGGGAGUCAUGCAUUUAUAAUGUAACUACACUGAUUGAGAAAGUCAUUUAGCCUCUUUCAGGUACAUUUCCAGAGAUAAUUAAUAAACUGCAAAAUCCAAAACCUUUUUUGAGAUGUAUUUUGGUGUCACCAAAAUAAUUUCUACAUAUGGGAAACACGCACAGCCGGGCACUUAGGAUUCACCCAGCAGUGAAUGAUUUACCAGUCUCAUUAUUGAAGUUGUGUUGUUUCCUGUUGCCUACAAGAUGUAAAAAUCCCUCAUUCUUUUUGACUGUUGGACCAAGCAUGAAAGUACAGGAUGUAACGAUGGAGAAACAUAAAUCUGAGGCACUUUGAUGCAAAUACACUGUUUAAACUAGCUUUUACUGAAGCAAAGGGAGACAGGAUACCAACCUCUAAGGCCAGGAACACACUGGAUGAGUUGCGUGUGUGUGGCGGCUGCAGAACGUCAUGGUUUUCAUUUCGGCAGCCAUGUUACGGGUUAGAGCGGACACACUGCCUGCAUGAGACGUGCGCCCCCCCCCCCCCCCCCCCCCCCCCCCCCCCCCCGCCCCCCCCAGCAAAAAUACACAGAGAAAAGAACUGUUGAUGUCAUAUUGACAUCUUACCAGCAACAUAACAUAAAACUGACGCCUUCCACUAUAGUUGUCUUUGUCUAGGCUGAAUAUCACACAUGAAAAAAUAUGAAUAUGUUUUUUAACCAUUUUAGCAGCUGCAUGUGGAGGCAGUGGUAUUCUAGUGUUCUGUUAGAAAUAAAUCAAUUAAAUUUAUAAUGAAAAGGAAGCGUAACCUGCAAACUCCACGUAGAGAGACUGAGCUGGCAGUAAGAGCGACACAGCCCGUGUGAACACGUUUGCUUCUCUACAACAGUUCAGCACUAGCCGCAACACAAACGCAACGCAGGCGGUGUGUUUCUGGCACAAGAGUCUUCAGCAGGUUGCAAAAUGUGAUGAACUGUUGUCCAUUUAAAAUGAAUCCUUUACCUGUCAGGUGAGCUGGUCACAUGAUCAGGCCAACACACACCUACAGUAGCAACAGUGAAUUUCAAACUCCUUCCUAAAUGUAGGAUUUAUCACCUGAUCACAUGAGCUUUUCUUUAAUUUAUGAAAACCUUUGUCUUAAACUUUUUAGUUUCACAGUCAGUAAUACUGCAGAGGAAACAAGCUAUUGAUGAGUUAUCCCUUGAAAAAAAUUAAAGUUUGGUUUAAGUUUUAUUCUUCCUGUUUUUCCAAUUUAUCCUUGGCCCAUCUCUCUUAAUUUGAUAUUUUUUAUAUUAAUCAGAUUUUUUGUUAUUCUGUUAGCUACAUGCUGUAAAUGGCACAGUGGAAGAGAGAGUCUGAAUUCUAACCUAAAUCCCAACAAAUUUCUUUCAGGUACAACAAAUCCUUUACACUGUUUAAUUAUUAUGUGCUUGUCAUCUUUAUGAAACGACAAUAAUCAGGUCUUUUUUUUGCUACUGAUAAAUUGCAUUCCUCCACUUCCUGCUUUUAAAUAGUGGGACUGUGUAUGUCACCUGACUAAGUUAAAGUUUAGUGACACCACUCUAAGCUUAAGUAUGAAAGAAGGUUUGCAGAAGUAAGGUUUUCAUCCAUAAGUCCGGUUAAAUCCAAGUUCAUCACAGUCAUGGAGCUGCGGCCCAUCAUUUUCCUGCCAUUCCUGUGGCUCAUAAUGAGUCUUUUUAAAAAAUCUUUGUGCCUUGAAUUUAUGCUCCUCCAUUUCUAUGAAUUUGGCCCAUUCUAAAAAGCACCUGGCUACGCUGAAUUAAUCAAAAGUUUUUAUACUGUCUGCUUAAACCCAGUGUAACACCGCUACUAGUUCUUUCUUCUAUGUUUAGGACAUCGUGUACGUGGGUGUUUCUUACAUGGAUGCUUCAUUCUGUAUGCAUUUCUUAGAAUUAUUUUGGGGAGACCAAAUGGUAUAAGAUGACGUAGACAGAUUCUGGUAAAGCAUUUUGUCCCAGACAACGACCAGUCUUUUAAUCUUGCUCUUUACUUGUCUGCCUCGUGCCAGAGCUCUGUGACUCACUGACAUAGACAUAAACAACAAGAGGACUAGACAAUCGUGUCAUCAAAUAGCUGAAAGCGACUUUUCUAACCAGUGCAGGUUUUCAGACAUCAAAGGAACACGAGACAAAACAAACAACAUGUGUUGACUUCAAGCUCUCACCUUGAAGUGCUCCAGCCUGCUGUUCGGUUGACACCUCAGCGAGAUACUGACUUCAUAAAUAUUCUGCAUGGAAAGAUCCUUAGUGGCAUUAUUAUCAUCAUCAUCAUCAAAGUAAAUACAAUUUAGGUGGCAUGAAGGCCUUUACUGAUAAUAUACUUUCUGAGUUGACCCAAAUUGUAUCCUGAAUUCAAACUGACUGCAGUAACGUAGAUGGGCUAGUGUAGAAAGUAUUUGUGGAUUUACGAUUGGAAAAGAGAUUCAUAAUAACAUUUGUUUGGAUAUUUUUUUGAAAAAACUGUUGAAAUGUGAGAAAGUCACUGUAAAACAAAAAGCAAAGCAAAAAAACAAAACAAAAAAAAGUUUUUCAAGGUUUCUCUGUGUAUUCCUAGUUUUAUUGACAUUUCAUAAAAAUAACAGUAUUACAUCAAAUUACUGUAAUUCGUAACUAACAAAUUAAGUAUCCGGCUGUAGACUGGGACUAGCACAGUACUUUUUCACUUUGGUGUUGCUAUGUGCUUAUGUUGUGGAAUCGAGUACUUUACAGGUUAAAUCUAUUCAUCCUGUUGUUCCUAAGAAUCGUUCAGGAAUAAUCUAGAAAUGCAAAUUUAGCUUCCCUCUUUGUUGUGCCCUUAAAGGAAUAAUGUGACAUUUUUGAACAAUAACCGCCCUCUUGUUGAGAGUUAGAUGACAGGGUUCAAACCGCUCUCAUCUGCAAAAUAUGGGGCUAGAACCAGCAGGUGAUUAGCUUAACUUAGCUAAAGGCUGGAAACACCUAGCCUGCCUUUGUCCAAAGCUAACAAAAUGUAGCUAGCACCUUUAAAGCUCACUAAUGAACAUGAUGUAUGUUGUUUGUUAAUUUUGUACAAAAAACAAAAUGUUAAAACAAAGAUUUGAGGUUUUCAUGCUGGAAUUAUUUCUUAGCGUGGCGCAGUGGCUUCUUGGUUAGCAGCUUCCAGUUUUCCUGCUAAGCUAACUGGCUACUAUCUCUAGCUUGAUACUGUAUAGACAGACACGAGAGUCAUGACAAUCCUUAAUCUAACUCUUGUUAGUUUCCCAAAAUGUCAAACUAUCCUUUUAACAAACUGCUUUCAUUAAGAGUCUUAUUAAUUAGCCUUGCGUAAAAUUACCUUACAGUAGGUUGAAUCCACUUUUAACCAGUCAGAUAUAAAACAGAUACAGGGCUCCAUUCAAAAAGAGUCUGUGAGAUUUAUUUGUAACACACUGUUUCAUCGUUUGAAAAAAAGAAAAAUAUCUUUCGUGUUAGAAAGCUGUGAAUGCUCAGAGAAACCUUACCAUAUUUUGUGUGACAUGUGCCUUUAAUUGUGGCUAGUAUCACAACCUAGACAUGUAAAUCAGGGAUGAUGAGGAGACACUGAGACCGACCAGAUGGGUAAAGAUCGCUGUUUUCUGAAGUGACAUAAUUCAUUUUCUCUGGGUCAUCACUGGCAAAGCUGAGCAUUUCUGAGCUUCCUCUAAACUCAAAGGGCGAGUGUUCAUUGUAGAGGUGAUUUUUGGUUCACCAGGGAAACUGCCGUCUUUUACCACCUGGUCCCUUUUAAACACUGAGGGUGUUGUAUCCUUGUACAGUCAACAAACAUAAGCCUGUAGCUUAUGACCUGGUUCAAUUGAUCUGUGAAAUGGAUUCAGUAACUUUUGUAGACCAGUUCAUGACCUUGAGUGGCGACUUUGGCACCUUUGGCCCUGUUUCAAAGUCAAAGACAGCCAUUCUCCAUGCAGACCACCUUUUUUUAAAAUUUAAGCAAAAUAGUGUGACCCUGUGUAACUUAAUUCCCUAUCUCUUUUUCCUCCCUGGAAAGUAACUGAAGUAAUGAAAGGAACUGAAAAGAUUUCAGAGGUUGAGCCAGGUCUUUUCUAAACCAGAGAUCAGUGAACCUUCCUAGUCUUGCGAUGCAUGCACAUCUUUUAUUAUGGAUUUUGGAGACAUUCAGUAGCUUUGAACACGUUAAAAAAAAAAAAAAAAGAAAAAGAAAAAAAGAAGACAUUAGUUUUUUAAUCAGUGUUACUUUGUCUCAUUUUUCUCCUUGACCUAAGGCUGUCUGGAGUCGUGGAGUCCCCACUGAUGAGUAACUUCUUCUGACAACCACCAGCUUAGUCAGUGACACAUGGGAAACUUUUACCUUUUAGAAAAUGUCUCCAGAAACAGUUGAAACAUGAGUCAUGAAACAGGCUUUUUUUUUUUUCUUUUUUUUUUUCUUAGAAGUUAAUUUUCCUUUUUCAAACGUAUUAUUGGUGUCAGUUUCUCUAUCACUAAUCUGUUAGGACUUUUGCUUUUACUUGGUGUUCACACUGCAGCCAUUUUUACCCAGUAAGCAUUCUCUGCAGUGCAUCGACAAACAGCUCAAGUGAAAGUCACCUCUAUAUUGUCAAUAGAGCAUCAACAGUAUGGAGUUGCUUUGUAUUGUAAAAAAAAAAAAAAAACAAAACAAAAAAAAAAAAAAAAAAACAUGAUGGAAAAAAGAAGGGAGGGUGGCAUACUGUAUAUAAUGAUGUCAUUAUUUGUCUGAGAAAAGAUUUGUACUAUUGUUUCAAAUGUGCACUUAUCCUGAUAUUUUCUUUUUUGCUGUUUAAUAUCAGUUAAAUGCUAGAGCUCUUGAUAAUAAACUUAAUGAUGUGUGAAAAAAAUAGCAGGGUCGAGUCACACAAAGCUGUCAUUAAUAAUGAAAUGUCUAUAGUACUGCAGAACUUGAAAAAUAAGGUUACAUUACAGAAAGAUGGUGAGUUUGUUUUGUUUUUUUUUUUUUUUUUUUUUUUUUAAUUAAGAGGGAAAAUCCACCCUAGAACUGAGUUUAUAAAUGGAAACCCCGAACGGAAUUUUGACUGAUAUAAUUAUUGUAUUUCAAUUUUGAGCGGAACAGCACUUUACAAUGUAAAGUUCAUUCAGUGGCAUUGCAUAAGACUGACUUGGUUGGCAUGGUAACAGUAGGGGUUACCAGCACAGCAAUGAAAUAUAUCCACUAUGUUCAUUAAAGCUUGGAGUGAUACUUUAUCCAUAAUAUAUUAUUAAUUACACCUGUCGAUUUGGUUGAUAAUUUAAAUGGGUUGUUUCGUCCUUCAUUGAGAACAGCAGCUAUAAUGAAUUGUAAUAAUAAUACUUCACAAUGCCCAUAGAAAUUUCACAACCCCAUUCUUCCAACAUAAUCCUCUUCUCCGCGGUCCGACCUCAAUCUCGUGCUCAAGCAUGUGGACGCUUUUGUUUUUCCUGCUGUGAAAACGAAUCAGUGUUGGGUUCCAUUGUAAUCGACUGAAAGUAGCAACUUUUAAAGAUCAUAUUUCAAGGCCACAGGGGUUGAGUAUUUGAUAUUAAAAACAUGGGUAUAUUUAUUUGGUUUUUCAAGGUCUUUCAACCACAUCUCAGUCUUUCUUGGCAGAUGAAGGUUUGCUAAAUUGUUGUUUACAAUCACCUUUGAGGAGGAUUGUAAGAUGCAGAAAAAGUACACUGUGUGUACAGCUACAGUCAGAGACAGUUAGCUUCACUUAGCUUAAAGACUUGAAGCAAGGAGAAACAGCUAGUCUGCCUCUCUCCAUAGUUCUGAAAUCCCAUCCCAUCAGCAUCUCUCAAACCAGGUAACACAUAUUUUGUGUGGUCAUUCCAACACUAACAGCAAUGUAAAUAGUUAUAGUUCCAGCACGCAAGUCGGUGUAAAAUCACAAUUUGUUGUUUUUACAUUUUUGUUCAUGUGCCAAUUCAACAAAUGAGAUACAGCUAGUCCAGUAGUGACCUUUAAAGGUGCAUGCAGGUGCAGUUUUUGAAUGGAGCCAGGCUUGCUGUUUUCCCUUGUUUCCAGUCUUUAUGCUAAGCUAUGCAAACUGUCCCCUGCCUCCUCGGUACGCACAGACAUGAGUGGUAUCAAUUUUGUCAUUAAACUCUGUAUUUUCCAAAAUGUAACUGUUCUCCAAACCUUGUAAUGAAAGCACAUAGUGGUGAACCUUUUAGCAUGUACCACAGUGUAGCUUUGGAAAAGGGUUGCCUCCUACAGUACCUGAAGUAUGUGAAUAAUGCUUUAUGGUGGAUUUUCCCUUUUGAUGAAUGUGUCUUGUACAUUGGUCCCUGGACUUCAUAUAUAGAGACCCAAAUUAUUUUAAUCCAGCUUCUUUUUUCAGACACCACAGUGACGGUUAACAACAUUGAUUUUAGACUUCUUAAGUUUGUAUAGUUUAUUUAUUUUUGGCUGGUGUAAAAUUUUCAUAAGGUUAAACCAGGAAGGUGCUGAUGGUGAGACUUGUCUCCCAAAAGUCAGUUCACCCUGAACCAUCAAAAACAGCCACAUGCAAGUUUGAUGCAUGUGGAAGGUGUUGGGACUAAAGAAUCUGCAAAGCUCUUACCUUCACAUCUACUCUGUUGUUUCACAUUGGUGACAAUUUGCAUCUGUGGCUUCAACCUGCUUGUUGGUGUAUUUUAAUUUGUGCCUCCAAACACCAGGUUUAGCGUGUAAAUUAGACUUUUUUUUUUAACGUUGGUUUUAUUUUUUUAGGGGCAUUACUAACAAAUCAUAAUGCUAGGCCAGGGCUUGUACUAAAGUGGAAAAUGUAAAUUAAAAAAAAAAAUGCAGGAGGACUGUCAUUUGGGGUCAUUGAAGAAUUGGUGCUAAGGAAGCAUUUCUACAAUGGAGAUUUCACUUCAGAGUCUCCUAUAUCUGACCGGUCGUGACAUUGUUAUCCAAUCCUGCUGUUUUCCAGUGGCCUGACAUAUGAUGAGUAUAGUUGAGAUCAUGGCAGAAAAACAGGACAUGUUGCGCCAUGGUCUUGUAUCUAGCCUCUGGAAAACACUGAAAAUGUGUUCAUAUAGAAAUUUGUACAGGAAAAAUUUCCCUAGAACUAGGUGUGACUAGGAGCUAAGUGUGAACCAUUUGGGAUCCCAAAACAAAGUAUAAGACAAGGAACAGCAUGCUUACAUUUUCUUUCCACAAUCAGUUUGUGUACAUUUUGAUUCAUCCUGCCAAUGCAAAGUGACAUACAGGGUACCGACUACAAAUAACUCACAGGGAUCCCAAAUGGCACAAUGAAGACCACUGCUGAGGACGUCUAAGUUUUGCAGAUGUACUUUUUUUAAGAUGCAACGUGCACUUCUAUCUUAGUUUGUUGUUUUGGUGUGACACUGUCCUCAAUGCAAUCCUCUGUCCUCAGCACAUUAGAACAGUACUACAACAAGCGAUUAGGUAGUCCAAAGUUGAAUGACACUACCAAAACUUUGAAAACUUUAAGAGUAAUGGUUCUUUAAUUAAGCAAAUUACUGUUACUUACGUGAAAUGUUUAAAUGUUUAUAUUCUGUUAACUCGUUUAAUGAACAGGUGCUAUGACAUUGUUCAUAAACCUUGUUCUGAAGUGUGUUCUUCCAGUUACAUGAUCUGUUAGAGGCAGAUAGUGGAAUUGGAUUAGAGAUUUGUAGCUUCAGACACUUUGAAUCUUUCCAGCAUCGCCAUUAUAAACGGAAAUAACAGUGAAAUUAAUUUUGACUGGGGAUUUGUGGUUUACAGAAAAAACACAUAUUGGCAGCUGUUCACAUAAUGAAAAUUUCCUGUCAGUUGACGAAGUUAAUGGUAGUUGUAGGCUUUUGUUCUCAUGAAAUCUUUGUGUGUUGAGGGUUUUUUUCCCCCCAGCAAUCUGCUGUCAUGAUUGUCUUUAAAGGUGUGCUGUUCUAAUGUCCUGGUGCACAGAGUAUAUUUUUUUCCCAUCAUCCAAGGGGUUGCAGAAGGGGAAUGUUAAUGACCUAAUCUGCAUUUGGCGUGAAUAACACUCAUUCUUCGUCAGUCCCAUGGGAUGGGGGUGUUCAAAUUUGAACGAGACUGGAUUAACAAAGUUUUACUCUUAAAGCUACAACACUGUGUUGUGUUGUCUGGCAAAUGUGGUGAGGUGAUGGACGUAUAGACCUGGCCUUAUCCACAAACCUUGAUUUUGACUCUCUUAACAAGAAAAAAUGCUGUAUAUGUCGAACAUAUGAGGAUAAUGCAGAAAGCACAAGAAUUUGACUUGGGGAGUCCCAAUUCAUUUCAGAAACUUUCAGUCCUAAUAACUAAUGUAGGACCAUAUGACCAUUUUGCAUCCCUUCCUCACUAUGCAUGUAGUCAUGUUGGGAUUGCAGCAUGGUUCAUUUGGAUCAGAUAAGAUGACCUGAACAUGUUCUUGCUGUUGCUGGCGGUCCACAGCAGAUUUCAGCAGUCAAUAUUAUAACAUCAACAACAAAUAACAUGACACAUUGUGUGCUGUUCAACAGUGGCGUGCCGGAACGUGAAGACACACAGAGAAUCUGUAGAUACUUAAAACCAGGGUAGUCAAAAAAGCUGUAAAACCUUGUGUGCACUUUUGGGCAUUUUUUGUUUUCUUUUGUACAUACUACUAGCAUUUAAGAUGUUUGGGUUGACAUGUCUGGUUAUAGUGCAAUAUAUUUUGUAUGCAAGCCGUUUCAAUAAAUAAAGGUCGAUCUUCCUCCAUCA